ACUGCGUCUGGAAACUAGCAGCAGCCUCACCGGAUCUGGAGUAGGGGACUGCAACCUCCUUUCCUUCUACGGAAAAGCUGGGGACCUUCUCAUUUUGCUUCAUGAAAACUAAGCUGUGAGUCAACUUUCGCCAAAUGUCUAUUACUUGAGUGACACGGGCCGCUUGCUCAAGAUCUGACCCGGCUCCAGCUUUCUGUUGCGGCAGAGCCGGUUCGUCCGAGCGACCCUGGAGCGCGCCCAGGGGCCUGACGCCGCGCAGGGUCGGCGCUCACCCGUGCCUUCUCUCGGGAGCCAUGGCGCUCGCCCUCUUUGUUCUCCAGCUGGCCGUCCGCAUCCUGGCGUUCCCCGUGUACCUGCUGAACUUUCUGGGCUUGUGGAAUUGGAUAUGCAAAAGAGGUUUCCCCUACUUGAUGUUGAGGUUCACCGCGACCUACAACAAGCAGAUGGCCAGCAAGAAGCGGGAGCUCUUCAGCAACCUGCAGGAGUUUGCGGGCCCCUCCGGGAACCUCACCCUGCUGGAGGUGGGCUGUGGCACGGGGGCCAACUUCAAGUUCUAUCCGCCGGGAUGCAGGGUGACCUGUGUUGACCCCAACCCCAACUUUGAGAAGCUCUUGAUCAAGAGCAUUGCCGAGAACCGGCACCUGCAGUUCGAGCGCUUCGUGGUGGCUGUCGGGGAGAACAUGCACCAGGUGGCCGAUGGCUCCGUGGAUGUGGUGGUCUGCACCCUGGUCCUGUGCUCCGUGGAGAGCCAGGAGCAGAUCCUCCAGGAGGUGUGCAGAGUGCUGAGGCAGGGAGGGGCUUUUUACUUCAUGGAGCAUGUAGCAGCUGAGCGUUCAACCUGGAAUUACUUCUGGCAACAGGUCCUGGAUCCUGUCUGGUACCUUCUGUUUGAUGGGUGCAACCUGACCAGGGAGAGCUGGAAGUCCCUGGAGCGGGCCAGCUUCUCCAAGCUGCAGCUGCAGCGCUUACAGGCGCCGCUGUCCUGGAAGCUGUUGCGCCCUCACAUCUAUGGAUACGCCGUGAAAUAGCACGGGUGGGGAGCAGACAGCUGCCGUGAAUGCCUCAGAUGAUCUAAGGCUUCAGGUUUACACUUAAAAUACUAAUUGGGAGAAGAGAAACCCUUUUUUUGGUAAAGUUGAAUUUCAUCCCCAAAAGUUUACGUUAUACCCUAUUCAGCCACUUUCCGUCGUCUCCCAGAGGAUCAGUCCACGAUAGGUUGCACUGCUGUUUUCUAGUUUUAUUUAGGCUGCACGUGGGGUUGAGUUUACUUGUAUGUUGUUUUCUUCUAUAACACUUGCCAUCACUUGUAAAUAUAUAUUCCUGUGAGCCCCUUGAAAGAAAGUAAUGUUUGCUCUCCCAUCAUGUAUACCCACUGCCUGGCAUAUAAUUACUCUUUAACAGAUACUUGUUGAAUAAAUUAACUAAACAAAACAAACCAAAACCAAAACAGCUUUGAACUCUCCUGUAAAAGGAAACAAUGAGCUUUCAUAACUGAAGACUAUUCUUCCCCCCAAACUUCAGCUGCUUCAGUGACUUCAAAAUGUUUUCAGCUGUCUUAUUUAAGUUGUUACCCAACAGAUUUGAAUUUCACCCCUUCUUUGAGAGCUUGGUGAAAUAAGCAGUUAAAUUACUCAAAAGAAAACUUUGCAAAAGGGGAAAUGAAAAGAUCUUAAUGAUUCACAAAUUGAAUGAAGAAAGACUAGUUGAAAAUCGUGUUUGGCGCUUGAGUAUAUUCAUGGAACUCUGGGGCAGCUAAGGGUCUUGGGUUCGUUCUUCUGUUACCUGGCAUACUCUCUGCUGAAUGCAGGCGAUUGCAGGCCAGGAAAAGGCCCACUGCAAGGAGGAAAACCUUGUGUAAUUAGGUACACCUUGCCAGAGCCCCGAAAAACCAGGCAGUCUGUGAGUCUGUAAAGAAGUGGAUGAGUAUUGGUUGUAUUAUUCUGAUCAAAUUUCUACCCCUGUCCCAAGAUGAUUUCUUUGUUCCUUGCAACCAUGGAAACCUCUGAAAAUCAUCACGGCAUGCUUUGAAAACAAGUGUUGGUUGAUCAGUCAGGGGUUUUAAGAGUAGAAUUUUCAGCAACAGUUUGCAUGUAUUUUAAUAAAUUUAGCAUAUUUUCUGAGAUGAUUUUGCAAAAGGACUAUUUUAAAUAUCGAAUCAAUAAAUAAAUUCAUAUGCAUCUUAGGAAUGGAAAUAAAAUAAAUAGUUUAUAUACUU
Molecule: messenger RNA, 2215 nt
Organism: Miniopterus natalensis
Lineage: Eukaryota; Metazoa; Chordata; Mammalia; Chiroptera; Miniopteridae
Gene: TMT1A
Product: thiol methyltransferase 1A
Molecular function (GO): S-adenosylmethionine-dependent methyltransferase activity
Source: RefSeq, a predicted model, not a curated record